AUGAAAGAACUUCGAAGGGAGAGAUCCGAGAUGGAUUACAAACUACGAGACGCCGAACGACGACAGGAAGAAUUGGAUAAGAAGGAGAAACAAUGGAAAGAGUUUGAGGCCGAGUUGGACCGCCAGGAAGCAGAGGCACGCAAUUAUCCUGUACCCGAGUUCCUCAAGGCUUCUGGACACACUGAUAAGGUCAACAUCGCCAUCACCGGUGCUGCAGGCACGGGCAAGUCUCACUUGAACAACCGUUUGCGUGAAGUCAAACGAGAUGAUCCUACGUGGGCACCAGUUGGCGUAGUGGAGACCACACAAGAACCGACAAUGUACGAGUUCCCUGGUCAGUCUCUUGCGAGGGUGUGGGAUCUGCCCGGUGCUGGGACUCCGAAGUGGCCGCUGACUGACUACAUCAGGAGGGUUGGUCUCCGGCACUUUGAUGCGGUGCUCGUCGUUUGUGCGGAGCGCUUCACAGAAGCUGACCUCAAGCUCAUGGAGGAGCUGACCCAGUACAAGGUGCCCUAUUUUGCCAUACGCCAAAAGGUCGGCCAGGCCAUCGAGAACAACCUGAUUGUGAAUGAAGUUCCAGGAGGAAGCACCAAGCAGGAGAUCUUUGCCUACCUGCGAAAGCAAGGGGUUCAGAGACCGUACCUCAUCGACUCCUUCGAGCCUACGAAGCAUGACAUGCCGAAGUUGCGCCGGGAGCUCGUUGCCACCAUCACCAACGCUCGCGGUGGUGAAUUGUGA
Messenger RNA from Symbiodinium necroappetens, 738 nucleotides. The record is from the annotation of a GenBank genome assembly. Lineage: Eukaryota; Dinophyceae; Suessiales; Symbiodiniaceae.